This is a messenger RNA of Synchytrium microbalum, 891 nucleotides long. It is a transcript of the gene SMI284, whose product is annotated as acetolactate synthase. The transcript is spliced from 4 exons. Gene Ontology annotation, molecular function: acetolactate synthase regulator activity. Lineage: Eukaryota; Fungi; Chytridiomycota; Chytridiomycetes; Synchytriales; Synchytriaceae. Gene Ontology annotation, biological process: branched-chain amino acid biosynthetic process. The record is from RefSeq and is a predicted model, not a curated record. The coding region runs from base 1 to 891 and encodes 296 amino acids. Gene Ontology annotation, cellular component: acetolactate synthase complex; mitochondrial nucleoid.
AUGUUUACAAGAGCUCCAAUAGUAGUGAGAGCUGCUCUCGCGGGGUCGAGAGCUUCUCCAGCCAUCGCAUCUCCUAUACCAUGCAGGAAACUACACUCUAACAUCCCCCUUCAAUCCCCAAAUACUGACACAUCCACCGCCGCCCGUCCACGACGUCGUCUCAAAAAAGUACCAAUCACUCUCGAUGUCCCCGCUCCACCAACCGCCGAAGAAGCAGUCGCAAACAUGCUAUACAAUGCUCCUCCUUCCUCACGAGCUCCUGUAACACGACACAUCCUAAACUGUCUUGUAUCAAACGAACCGGGUGUCCUCUCUCGUGUAUCCGGUGUCCUAGCUGCUAGGGGAUUCAAUAUCGACUCAUUGAUUGUCGCAAGAACAGAGGUGCCUGACUUGAGUCGCAUGACGCUGGUGGUUAAUGGCCAGGAUACCGUUAUAGAGCAGGCUAGAAGGCAGCUGGAGGAUUUGGUGCCUGUAUGGGCUGUGCUGGAUUAUACGCACUCGAGGGUCGUCGAGAGGGAGUUGCUGUUGCUCAAGGUCUCGACUGUGCCUGAUUCACAUGUGGAAGAAAGGGCGGAGGAAUUUGAACAUCAUGUGGACGCAGUAAACCCCUUGAUGCAAUCCGGUCUCCAGCGACAAGCAAUCUCAGAACUAGCUCGUCUCUUCUCAGCUCGCAUAGUAGACGUCGCUCUAGAAUCCAUGGUAAUUGAAUUGACUGCAAAACCAGAUCGUAUAGAUGCAUUCUUGCAGUUGAUGAAGCCUUAUGGAAUCAGUGAAGCUGCUCGCUCAGGAUCAAUGGCUAUGCCACGCGCACCUCUUGCAUUCGACGGAUCAAGUGAAACACCAGCUAGCUCCGAUGCCGAUGUAGAUUUGACCUCAUUGCCACCAGGCUAA